Messenger RNA from Stegastes partitus (bicolor damselfish), 5265 nucleotides. It is a transcript of the gene pappaa, whose product is annotated as pregnancy-associated plasma protein A, pappalysin 1a. The coding region runs from base 61 to 4968 and encodes 1635 amino acids. The transcript has 22 exons. The record is from RefSeq and is a predicted model, not a curated record. Gene Ontology annotation, biological process: cell surface receptor signaling pathway; proteolysis. Lineage: Eukaryota; Metazoa; Chordata; Actinopteri; Pomacentridae. Gene Ontology annotation, molecular function: metalloendopeptidase activity; protein binding.
UUUUAAAUUUUUCCCACCUUCUUAUUUUAAAUAUUUUUUUGCCAUUUCCUCUCCCGAAAAAUGAAACUUUGGACAUCACCCUGGGUGUCUUGCCUGGUGAUUCUCAUCUUGUGUUUUGGAUCAGAUUGCGGGACAGUCCGGCGAAAGGGGAGAUCCAAGAGGGAGUUGGUGCGCAUUAGGGAGGCGAAAGCCACCAUCCCAGGGGCUUGUGCCACACGUCUGCCCCGGGGCAAACGCUCUUUGCCCGGCUUGGAGCGACGGGUGCUUCGCCAGCGCCGGCGCUCCUCUCAGGCGGAGGAAAACUCUCCAGACCGGGGGAAAGCUGUCUAUUUCACCGGCAGGGGAGACCAGCUCCGGCUGAAGCCUGGCGUGGAGAUACCCAGAGGCAAUUUUACUCUGGAGAUGUGGAUCAAACCGGAGGGAGGUCAACGAUCGCCCACAGUGAUCGCAGGCCUAUACGACAAAUGCUUCUAUGCCUCCAGUGACCGAGGCUGGCUGCUUGGCAUCCAGGCGGUUAGUGAAUACGGGAACCGUGAACCUCGCUUCUUCUUCUCCCUUAAAACCGAUCGCGCCCACAAAGUGACUUCCAUCCACUCCAAUGCUCGCUACAUACCCAACCAGUGGGCACAUGUGGCCAUUACAUAUGAUGGUGUGUACAUGAAGCUCUUCAUCAAUGGGGCCCAGGUUGGCGUUAGUCGGGAGCAAUCGGGUGACGUCUUCAGUCACUUGACCAAAAAGUGCAAAGUCCUGAUGAUUGGGGGGAAUGCACUGAAUCAUAAUUACAGGGGAGCAGUGGAGAGGGUGGGUCUAUGGAGGCAGGCCCGAGGGCAGAGGCAUAUUAUCAGGGAUAUGCUGGGCCACGAGGACCCUCAAGAUCUACCUCAGCUGGUCAUUCGUGAAACCUUCGAGCACCCAGGCCGUAAGUGGCUGACUGUAAAAGAUGGUAGUUUUCCUCAGCCCGAGCAAGGAGGAGGUGGACGAUUUGGGAUUCUAGGUGGCGGUGGUGGCGUUGGAAAUUCGGAGGGAUUAUUGGACACAAACCUGGAGCCUCCAACUUGUGGUCAAACUGUCUGUGACAAUGUCGAGGUUGUUAAAAACUACAACCAGCUUUGGAACUUCCGUCGGCCCAAGAAAGUUCGAUAUCGCGUCAUAAAUAUUUGGGACGAUGCAAGGACAAGGCCAACUGUAUCAGACCACCAGAUCAGCCUGCAGCACCAGCAGCUCAAUGAUGCCUUUAGUCCCUACAACAUCACUUGGGAGCUCAGCAUUCACAAUGUGACCAAUUCCUCUCUACGUAACCGUUUGAUUCUAGCUAACUGUGAUAUCAGCAAAGUUGGUGACGAUGCAUGUGACCCAGAAUGCAACCAUCCGCUGACUGGGUACGAUGCAGGUGACUGCAUGUCUGGGCAUCGGAUCCGCUGCCCCGAACACAAGCAGGGGAAUGGUAUAUGUGACCCUGAAUGUAACUGGGAAAACUUCUCCUAUGAUCUUGGCGACUGCUGUAACCCCAAUGUGACGGACGUGACCAAGACGUGCUUCAACCGCUCCUCUCCUCACAAAGCCUAUUUGGAUGUGAAAGAGCUCAAAGAGAUUCUGCAUUUGGAUGGAUCGACUCACCUGAAUGUCUUCUUUGCCAAUUCUUCUGAUGAAGAUCUGGCGGGGGUUGCCACUUGGCCCUGGGACAAAGAGGCCCUCACACAUUUGGGUGGAAUUGUGCUAAAUCCCUCCUUCUACGGCACAUUCGGUCACACUGACACAAUGGUGCAUGAGAUUGGCCACAGCCUCGGCCUUUACCACGUCUUUCGAGGUAUAUCCGAGAUUGAAUCGUGUAAUGACGCGUGCCUGGAAACUGAGCCCUCGAUGGAUACCGGAGAUCUGUGCGCAGACACCAACCCCACUCCCAAAUACAAAGGCUGCAACGAUCCCGAGCCGGGCAACGAAACCUGCGGCUGUCGGCAUUUCACACACACGCCGUUUAACAACUACAUGAGUUAUGCAGAUGAUGCAUGCACAGACUCUUUCACACUGAACCAGGUGGCGAGGAUGCACUGCUACCUGGACCUCAUCUACCAGACCUGGCAACCUGCCUCCAAACCUCCUCCGGUGCCAAUGGCACCACAAGUGGUCGAGCAGCACCAUAAUUCCAUCACCCUGGAAUGGUUUCCACCGAUUUCUGGACACUUUUACGACAGAGAAGUGGGAUCAGUGUGUGAUAAAUGCACUGAGGGGAGAGUUCUACUGCAGUACGCCUCCAACUCUUCUUCUCCGCGGCCGUGUGCUCCUUCUGGACACUGGUCCCCUCGAGAGGCUGAAGGCCCUCCAGAUGUGGAGCAGGCUUGCGAGCCAAGUGUGCGCACCUGGAGCCCCAAUGCAGGGAUCGAGCAAGGCGUUGUUGGCCUGUCGGAGUGCCCUCUCCAGGGCUGCAUGCUUCAGCUAGAGUUCCCCUACCCGCUGGUGCCUGAUUCCUUGACCGUGUGGGUCACCUUCUUUAGUCCCGAAGAAACAGCGCUGCCAGCAAUCCAUAACAUCUUGCUGCUGACUGUCAGUGGGAACAACAUUUCACUGGGCCCCAGUAAUGUUUUCUGUGACACCCCGCUGACUCUGAAGCUGGACAUAGAGGAGGAGGUGUACGGGGUCCAGUUUUACACCAUGGAGCAACACCUGGAGAUUGACGCCACUCUCUUGGCAUCCAAGCCAGACUGCAUCCUUUGUAGGCAUUGCCAACCACUACGCUAUCGCCUGUUGCGCCAACCACCCUUCACCCAUGCACCACAUGGGCUGAUGCUAAAUGAACCUACCCGCCGAUAUACAGACAGGGAUGUGGUACCACAUGUUGUAUAUACCUACCAGGUUCAAACAAUCUCCAGCCGGAGUGAGAGCGAGCCAUCUCCGCCUCUGGUGCAUGAUCUUGGGGCGCCCUACUGUGGGGACGGACGCAUCCAGAGUUCCAAAGGGGAAGAAUGUGAUGAUAUGAACUCUGUAAACGGGGAUGGCUGUUCCAGUCAAUGCAAGAAGGAGUCCUUCUUCAACUGCAUUGAGGAGCCAAGCAUGUGCUACUACUACGAUGGCGAUGGGGUGUGCGAGGACUUUGAACGAGAAACGGGUGUGAGAGACUGUGGCCUCUACACCCCCAAUGGCUUCCUGGACCAGUGGGCUUCCACUGUUGAAGUUUCCCAUGAAGAAAAGCCCUACUGCUCUGGAGAGGUGGCUGCCGGAUAUCCUGCCGUUACUAAGACAUGUCAGUCGAAGGUGUUCGAUCUCUCUGAUGGAGUGUCCCAGUACGCGUGGUUUCCUUGCCGUGAGGCCCACCAGUCAGCAUGGGGGUAUUCUACCUAUUGGCUGAAGGCCCACUUUUCUCACCCCAUGGUGGCAGCAGCAGUGAUCAUACACUUGGCUGCUGAUGGGACCGGCUACAUUGACCAGACUCAGUGUAAUAUUACUGUGCAGUUGGUGGACACCAAGGAGGGCAUCCAUAGUCUAGGCGAGUGGCGUCUGAGCUGCCGCACCAACCCCUUGGUGAUCCCCGUGAGCCACGACCUGUCGGUGGCCUUUUACCACACCAAGGCUAUCCUGGUCAUGUUCGCUUCCCGCCUCGUGGCCAUCUCCGGCGUAGGCCUGCGCUCCUUCCAGUCGUUCGACCCCAUCACGAUCAGCGGUUGUCAGAGCAACGAGAUCUACAAUCCCACGGGGCAGAGUUGUGUACAUUAUUCGUGCGAAGCCAUUGACUGCCAGGAACCCUUAAUCCGCAAUGCAGAGCUAAAGUGCAGUAGCCCUGGCCGCCACUUCUACAACGGAGACCGCUGCACCAUCUCCUGCAACUCUGGAUACGUCCUGCAAGUCCACCAGGAUGAUGACAUCAUCAAGAGCCAGUCUGACUCUUUGGUGACUAUAACCUGUGCAAAUGGGAAGUGGAACAAACAGGUGUCAUGUGAGCCCGUGGACUGUGGUCUGCCAGACAAAUACCACGUUCAUCCCGCCCAUUUCAGCUUCCCGGAGGGCACAACCUACGGCAAGAAGAGCACCUUCCAGUGCCGGGAACCUGCCCAGCUCAUUGGUACAAACAACACUCUAACCUGCCUAGAAGACGGUCUGUGGUCCUUUCCAGAAGCUCUCUGCGAGCUCCGCUGUCCGGCCCCUCCUCCCGUACCCAACGCUGUGCUGCAGACAAAGCGUUGCAACGAGACAGGUCUAAAAGUUGGCACGCUCUGCAAGUACAAGUGCAAGCCGGGCUACCACGUUACCAACAAACCCAAAAGGCGUGCGUUUAAGCGCCAGUGCACCGAGGACGGCAGCUGGCUCGAGGGGGCAUGCGAGCCGGUGACUUGCGAUCCUCCGCCUCCCAUCUUCCACGGCUCCUAUCACUGCACCGACGGCUUCCGCUUUGACAGCGUCUGCAGACUCAACUGCACCGAUCCUGCCGGUAAUGCUGGCGCAGGGUCCAAUGCGAUCCGCUGCAGGAAGGAUGGAAACUGGACAGGGUCGUUCCGCCUCUGCCCACACAGCAAAGGCCAGUGUUCUUUACCUCAAAACCUCCAUUAUAGCCUACAGUACUCAUGCAAGCGAGGACACGGCAUAGGUGAGGAGUGCGAGCUGACGUGCAGGGAGGGUAACAACGACGUGGUGAUCCUCCCCAGCAACAUGACAGUCGAGAACGUUCUUAAAGAGCACUGGAGGAACCCGCAUAAAGUCAAGAGUAUAGUCUGCACAAUGGGACUGAAGUGGUAUCCGCACCCAGAAUUGCUCCACUGCAUCAAAGGAUGCGAGCCAUUCAUGGGAGACAACUACUGUGAUUCAGUCAACAACAGAGCCUUCUGUAACUACGAUGGAGGAGACUGCUGCCAAUCCACUGUCAAGACCAAGAAGGUGAUUCCCUUCCCCAUGUCCUGUGACAUCCGGGAUGAGUGCUCCUGUCGGGAUCCCAACGCCAUAGAGAACAGAAAGGAUGAACACGUCCAUUCCCUGGGGUGACCAACCUGAGCAGGGACCUCUGUUCAACGUCCCAGGACCCUUUCUCCAACUCAACACAGCCAGAGCGGCCGAGGCAAAACCCCCCCCCCUUCCUUCAUCCUCCCUCUCGGCCUCCAAUUUCCUGCACAUGCUGCUUAAAAGGCAUACCUCUCCAUCCAUAACGCAACUCCAACCAGCUGAAAUGCCUCCGCCUCCACAUCACAGAAAGGUCUAGGAAAAGAGGAUGGGACUCAUGAGACUCCACAAAAAAACUUCAUUUCUCAGCUAAAAGGAAAGUAACCCCUGCAAUACCAUCAU